AUGAGCAGACAGGAACGCGUUGAGUUCAAGACCGUUGACGGUCUUACACUUCGAGGAUGCCUCUACGCAGCCGAAAAGAAAGGCCCUGCGAUAAUCAUGACUCCAGGAUUUAACUUUACCAAAGAGAUGUUCAUAGCCGAAAUUGCCGAAUACUUUCAACGGGCAGGAUUCACUAUUCUUACCUACGAUCCUCGAUCGAUCGGAGAGAGUGAUGGUGUUCCAAAGAACGAAAUCGACCCAGUCCGCAAUGCGGAAGACUACCACGAUGCCUUGACAUUUAUGAAAAGCAACCCUCUAGUCGAUGCAUCUCGGAUUGCUUUCUGGGGAUUUUCAUUCAGUGCGAUGGUGGCAUUGACAGCUGCCGCUCUCGACAAACGUGUCAAAGCAGUCAUUGCUGUUGCCCCAUUGUCAAUAUUCGACUUCCCCGCUGACAAGUGGCCGAGGGUUCUCGCGAAGGCCAUGAAAGACCGCGAGUCGCAAUUGAGUGGCAACGAAGCCUUCUAUAUUCCCAUGAUCACUGAACAGGGCGAGAAUCCAGCUGGGUUCGGUGCUGGAGUUGACAAAGAAGGUUUCAACCUGCUAGCAGGAGCAAAGACUCUUGUUCCCAACUUCAAACUCCCGACCACCCUCAAAAGUUACUAUAACAUCGCCGCUUGGCAGCCAUUAGGAUUGAUGAAAUAUGUGUCACCUACACCAGUAUUGGUUAUAACCCCGGAAGACGAUGCCAUAUCUCCGGCGGCCGAGCAGAAAAGACUGAUUUUCGACCGUUUCGAAGAGCCAAAGAAACACAUAGUAGUCAGUGACAAGGGCCAUAUGGAUUUAUUAAGUGGAGCCAACUUUGAGAGUGUCUUGGACCAGCAAAUUGAGUUUCUUUUGAGCGCCAUGGGAUAG
Botrytis fragariae is the source of this 891-nucleotide messenger RNA. RefSeq lists its product as uncharacterized. The transcript has 2 exons. Bases 1 to 891 code for a protein of 296 amino acids. The record is from RefSeq and is a predicted model, not a curated record. Lineage: Eukaryota; Fungi; Ascomycota; Leotiomycetes; Helotiales; Sclerotiniaceae.